Molecule: messenger RNA, 924 nt
Organism: Microthlaspi erraticum
Lineage: Eukaryota; Viridiplantae; Streptophyta; Magnoliopsida; Brassicales; Brassicaceae
Source: the annotation of a GenBank genome assembly
AUGACGAUUCUCAUCGAUCGCAACUCUGAUCAGAACGGAGACGAAAUUGUAGAGAAGAAUCAGGUGAAUGAGAAAGAAACAGAGUUGGUGUUGGAUGGAGGUUUUGUGGCACCUCAAACCAACUCUUUUGGUCAAACCUUCAGGGAUUAUGGUGCUGAGAGUGAGAGGAGAAGAAGCGUGGAGGAGUUCUACAAAACCAAUCACAUUGGCCAAACCGUUGAUUUCGUGAGAAAGAUGAGGGAAGAGUACGGGAAGCUAAACCGAACCGAGAUGAGCAUUUGGGAAUGCUGUGAGCUUCUGAAUGAGUUUAAAGACGAGAGUGAUCCUGAUUUGGACGAACCUCAGAUCGAACAUUUGCUUCAGACAGCUGAAGCCAUCAGGAGAGAUUACCCUGACCAAGACUGGCUUCAUCUCACCGGUCUUAUCCAUGAUCUCGGAAAAGUUCUUCUUCACCCUUCAUUUGGAGAGCUUCCUCAAUGGGCUGUUGUUGGCGAUACUUAUCCAGUGGGAUGUGCUUUUGAUGAAUCUAUUGUUCACCACAAGUACUUUAAGGAGAAUCCAGACUACAAUAAGCCGAGUUACAACACUAAGUACGGCAUAUACACCGAAGGUUGUGGACUUGACAAUGUGUUCAUGUCUUGGGGACAUGAUGAUUACAUGUACCUCGUUGCAAAGGAGAAUCAAACUACACUACCAUCAGCCGGUCUUUUCAUCAUCAGAUACCACUCGUUCUACCCUCUUCACAAAUCAGAAGCAUACAAGCAUUUGAUGAACGAUGAGGAUAGAGAGAACAUGAAGUGGCUGAAAGUGUUCAACAAGUAUGAUCUCUACAGCAAAAGCAAAGUCCGUGUAAACGUGGAGGAAGUGAAACCCUAUUAUCUCUCCCUUAUCAACAAGUAUUUUCCGGCGAAGUUGAAAUGGUGA